This is a messenger RNA of Spodoptera frugiperda (fall armyworm), 1613 nucleotides long. RefSeq lists its product as uncharacterized. Gene Ontology annotation, molecular function: DNA-binding transcription factor activity, RNA polymerase II-specific; zinc ion binding; transcription cis-regulatory region binding. Bases 69 to 1523 code for a protein of 484 amino acids. The record is from RefSeq and is a predicted model, not a curated record. Gene Ontology annotation, biological process: regulation of transcription by RNA polymerase II. The transcript has 3 exons. NCBI's taxonomy places the organism in Eukaryota, Metazoa, Arthropoda, Insecta, Lepidoptera, Noctuidae. Gene Ontology annotation, cellular component: nucleus.
CACAUCAAAAGUGCGAUGUCGGCGUAAACCUUGUUUAUUAUUGUUUUUAAUUAGAAAAACAUUACACAAUGACUGUACCGUUUACUAAAUUAGACAUCCCGCUCAGUCGGCUGGCCGUGGUCUGCCGCGGUUGCCUGGCAGAGUCGGGAGAAAUGAAGAAUAUUUAUGAAUGGGGAAUUCAUGAUGAUUAUUUUCGAGUUACUGCUAUUGAAACGAGCAGAAGGCCUGGUAUAUCAGAGCUGCUCUGCUCCUCCUGCGAAGCUGCCCUCAUCAGCUGCAAGCAGUUCCAGGAUCGGUGUCAACUCUCAGACAGGAUACUGAAAUCUACACUUAUAGUUAACAGGACCAAAACAAAACCACAGAAAGGCCACAAGAAUCAAGUCACCUGCAUCCUACACGACAAACAACUAGACAUACGUAUCACAGCACCGAAGACAGAUGCAAGAAUUCGUCUCCCCUGCCCGUACCACUGCGAAGAAAACUUCCUUAAGAAGAGUGAUUUACAGGCCCAUUUGAAGAAGACACACAAUCUAUCAGAAAAUAUAGAAAUUCAGAUGCAGUAUUAUUGCGCUGAACCUCAAUGUGUCUACCAUGUGUCCUCAAAAAAACAGAAAUGGUUUACCGGACGUAAAUUCUUGAACCAACAUAUCAACAAAGUGCAUAAAACUAAAUCGUUCCUUUGUAACGACUGUGGGUUGUGUUUUUCUACUGAAACUGACUUUCAAAGGCAUUCGAAGAGCUGUAAUUAUGUCUUCAUAUGUCAGAUGUGCGAUACAAAAUACAAUACUAAUGAAAAAUUAAUGGUCCAUUUAAAGAGGAAGCAUCCUAAUGUACAUCAAAUGUAUAAAGCUGAGAAAGCAGAAAAAAGGAAGCUAGAAAACGAUAUAGAUUUAAAAAAGAAGAAUAAGAAACCGGAGACUUUAGUUUCAGAAGAGAUCAACGCUGAAACCGUGACUGAAUCUUGGAAUUUCAACGAGCAAAGCUCUAAAGCUGCUAAACUUAAAGAUCUUAAAGAUGCAUUCUGUGAUAGUCCGAAGAAAUCCUUUGCUACACAAGUACCUGAGCACAUUAACAACGAUGUGGCCUUACCGUCUUGGGCCCAGAAUGAAACGAAGACCGAUGAAAUAUCAACACAAGUAGCGUUCGAAGACUUAUUAAGCUUAAAAUCACAGAACAGUGAAGAUGACAUGUUUUUCUCUGAAGCGGUGUCCUUAUCAGAUAUUCAGACACAAACGUUUCCAGUGGAAUUUGGUUUAAGCCGUUCCAAUAAGGAAACACAGUCUUUAAGCUCCCAAACGCAGUCUCCGGACUUGAAUUUUAAAGAGACACAGACAUGCUGUUGCCAUGAUAGUGGUAGGAACUUCAAGAUCUUUGAUAGUUUAUCCUCUAGUCCUGCUAGCAUUAAUUUUACUUCAACGGAGACUCAGACUCAGGAACCGAAGACCUCGGUGAAGUCCGAUGUGUUGUUGAGCUUUAGUUCAGCGGAGACUCAAACUUGUUUUGAUGAUAACUCAAGCAUUUGACGGUAUUAUGAUUUCUCGUUUGAAAGUACAGGGUUUUUGGCUUGUGGGAGCUUUUUUGGUCCGUAGAGAUGUGAUUGUACUAUGCGUAGA